Messenger RNA from Phasianus colchicus (ring-necked pheasant), 2385 nucleotides. It is a transcript of the gene GEMIN7, whose product is annotated as gem nuclear organelle associated protein 7. Gene Ontology annotation, cellular component: SMN-Sm protein complex. NCBI's taxonomy places the organism in Eukaryota, Metazoa, Chordata, Aves, Galliformes, Phasianidae. Gene Ontology annotation, biological process: spliceosomal snRNP assembly. The record is from RefSeq and is a predicted model, not a curated record.
CGUCGCAGAAUGAUGACGUAAACGGAAAGCGCGGGCGGGAAGUGCAGCGCAUGCGCAGCAGCUGAAACUGAGGCUGAGGGGCGCCGAGCUGAGCCCCAUGGCCGUCCCUGUGAGCGUCCUCCGCCUCCCACGUGGCCCCGAUGGUUCGGGACGAGGUUUCAGCUCCACAACUCCAAACCGUCGUGGGGAAGCCCCAGAGGUGACAGAAGUGACAAAAGCCACGCAGGCCACGCGGGCAGCACUGCGCCGCCGCUUCCUGCUCAGCCUGGCGGCAGCAAGGGGACAAACAGCGACAUUUGUCCUCUGUCAGCACGGCCGGGUCAGCGCCGUGCUGGGGGCCGUCUGGGUCCCUGAUGGCACCGAGGUCGGCGGGAACGAUGGCAGCGCGGCCGCGGCCUUCCAGGUGGACGCCCUGCAGACACCUCUGGGGGUGCAGAGGGCUGCGCUGCUGAGGGGACGGGAUGUGGUGGCAUUUGGGUUUCAGAUGGCUGAAAAAUGAGGGGAAAGCGAUGGGGAAAUUGAUGGAGAAAUGGAGGGAAAUAAAUGGAGAAAGGAGGGGAAAUAAAUGGAGUGGUAGUAGGGGAAUGGUGGGGAGGGGGGGAGAGGAAAUGGGGGAAGGACACUGAAAGGGCACUGGGGAGCUCUGAACAAUGACAGCCCUCAGCGUCACUCCUUGAUGUCACCCUCCAGCAUUCCCCAAUGGAACCACAGUGUUACUCCAGUUUGCCCCUCCCCCCAGCAGCACCUCGAUGGAGUCACCCAGCAUCAUUCCUUCAUGUUCUGAAGGGUGAGGAGGGCCUGUAGAAAAAGAGUAAGAGUGAGAAAAGGGCCUCACAGGGAAUAAGGAUGGGGGGGGUAGUUAGAGAUAGUUUAUAGAAGCAAGAAUGUAGAGCUGGUUAGAAAAAUAAAGGACGGCAGACACUGGGUCUGGGAUAGCGAGGGGGAUGAGGCCAUAAAGAUCCAGGUUUGAGAACAGCACAGAGACAUCUGGCAGGGAAGUGAUGAGAUGCACACAGGGCAACAAGAAAACGGUUUGGGGGGCUGCCCCCCAAAAAGAUCAGAAGUUAACGGCAAGGAAGAUGAGGAUUCUUCAUCCUACGACCUCCAGGAGGAGACCACCACAACUCUGCACACGCAAUGGGGGAGGGUCUGCAUGCUGAUGGCUCCUCGGAAAUCUGAUGAUCCGUAACCAAACUGCUGGGAGCUCCUCGUGCCGUGCUGGCUCACAGCCUGCGUCUGCAGCAGGCUUUUUGCUGACUGCAGGUUGGGCGGGCGGUGCGUCCUGCGCCCAGCUUGACACAGCGCUGAAUAAACCAGACUGCUUUGUGAUUGUAUAAUCAAAGAAUAUUAAGAUGUUACAAUUAUGAAAUAAACAAGAGAGUUAGGCAAAGCAGAUGAUAAUAACAGAGAAUAGAUAAGGACACUUAGCCUUACCCUGGGCUCGCUUAGGAAACUCCAGCGGAGUGGAUCUCCAGAAGAGAUCCUUCCCCACUGGCAGUCAGCUCUUACGUGGCUCUAGGAGAGGCACAGCCAGGCUCCAGCCCUUCCAGCAGGGCAGCUAUAUUGCAUUCACUGUGCUCCCAGGGCUGACUCAGCGCUCGCCUCAGGUGAGCAAUCAGGUUUGGGCUGUGACUCAGCAGUUCCCUUACAGGAGGGAUCUGCAGGAAGAGAUUGUCACAGUUAUCCCUGGAUCUGAGUCCGUGACAGGGGCACAAACCCAGGAGACAAAAGAGAGGGAAGAAAAGAUCCUACAUAUUAACAGUGCAGCCAGCCCCACGGCUAAUGAGACAAGGCACGUGGUGGGCCAUGUGCUCUGGGGAGGGUGAGAGCAGGGAGAUAGGUCUAAUGAAUAAAACAGCAGCGAUCUGAGGAGGAGCGGUGGUUUACUAAAUCCAACCAAAUCAAACAAAAUGAGACAGAAACAGAGCAUCAAAUACGAGUUCUUACAAAGGAGAAGCAGGUACCUUUUUCUCUGCCUUGGUCCAGCCAGGAAUUCCACCUUCCCUCCUCUGUACUCCAGGAAUGCUGCUCCUCCCCUCCCAUCCGAGAACCUAAAACACCCAUAAAGGCAGACCAAGGACCAGAACACGAACUCUAACUCACUUUAUAUGAUAUUCUGAUGUGGAACACUGACAACAAAAAUCACAACACCACAGCAGAGAUCCUUCCCCAGUGGCAGCCAGCCCUUAAACGGGGUCUAGGAGAGCUGCAGCCAGGCUCUACCCUUCCAUUCACAGCUGAAUGCCUUCACCUGUGCUCCCACAACUGACUCAGUCCUUGCCUCAGGUGAUCAAUCAGUGGUUCAGGCCCUGACUCAACAGCUCCCAUUCGCAGGGCCAUGAAAUGACAGCUAAGUGUCACUGGGAGCUGUGGGUGUGCAAACAG